AUGGGAGGAAAGAACCAGGACAGCCCCCGGAAAGUAUCCCUCUCCACAAGACUACCUCGCUCUGCAAUCAGCCACCUCCACCCCCACAAGUGUGACCCCUCUGCCCUCCCGCGGCCUCUUCACGCUUCCUCCUGGGGUAGACUCUGCUCCCGCUCUCUACCUCCCACUCUCACUCUCGUCCCUCCAGGCCUCAGUUUCCCCAAACGUAAAAAAGAUGGGGUUGGACCAGUCAGAACAAACUAUGUCAUGCCCAGAUAUGUUCCAUCAAGCCCAUUUACAGGACACUUAAGCACAAAAAGUAAUGCUUUUUGCACUGACUCCUCCUCUCUCAGACUAAGUACCCUCUACCUGAUCAAGAACCACAUGGCUGUUCACUAUAAUAAAAUCCUUUCAGCCAAAGCUGUUGUAGAUUGCUCAAUGCCAGUUAGCAUGAUUUCCAGCGUUAAAUAUUCGGAUCAGCAGCGAAGAGAAAAACUUAAGAAGGAAUUGGCACAGUGUGAAAAAGAAUUAAAAUCAGCUAAAAUCUCUACACAAACAAGUAAUAAAUUUAGUCCCAGUCCACGUUUAUCUCCAAGUCGAAAGCUUUCAGAGGAAUUACCAGAUAAGGAUGAAGAAACUGAAGAAGAAAAUGACUUUCCAUCUUUAUCAAAAUCAUUACCACCUGCAUCAGAUAAGCAAUUUCCAGAUUUUUCCAUUCUUGAAAAAAGUUUCAGAAAUGAAACUCGCAGGAGCUAUAGUACCUCAGGUACAUCAAGUCCCCGAAGACAGUUCUGUGUAUCCUCACGUAAUGCCGCCACUGGCAGUACUAAGAAUACCAAAAAUCCACGAAUGUUUCAGUUAUUUGCUUCGAAAGCACCUAGCGGAGAUCUGCUGGAGAAGCAUUCUGCACACUUUACUAACCAGGAACUACCAUUCACUCCUCGCACAUUAAAAACAGAAGCAAAAUCUUUCCUUUCUCAGUAUCGCUAUUAUACCCCAGCCAAAAGAAAAAAGGACUUCCAGGAUCAAUUGAUUGAGGCAGAAACCCAGACUGAAUUAAGCAGUUUUAAAACUCAUUUUAUACGAGCUGAGUUGAACAAUAUGGGUUCAGAAGUAAUCAUUGAUGAGGUAAGCACAAAAGAUAUUUAUACUCCUAUAUUUUAG
Molecule: messenger RNA, 1143 nt
Organism: Gracilinanus agilis (Agile Gracile Mouse Opossum)
Lineage: Eukaryota; Metazoa; Chordata; Mammalia; Didelphimorphia; Didelphidae
Gene: SPATA7
Product: spermatogenesis associated 7
Exons: 8
Coding region: 1-1143 (380 amino acids)
Biological process (GO): protein localization to photoreceptor outer segment; protein localization to photoreceptor connecting cilium; microtubule cytoskeleton organization
Cellular component (GO): photoreceptor distal connecting cilium; ciliary basal body; axoneme
Source: RefSeq, a predicted model, not a curated record